UUAAAAUCCCGCUUCCUUGAGCCUCCGUUUUGAAACCCUCACCCCAACCCGCUCUCUCCCUUUCCCGCCUCUCUCACUCCUAUCUCCCUCCUUAAAAUCCCUAAUCCUCAUUUCUCCAUUGCAAUCUCUCUCUCACCCUCUCUCUCUCUUUCUAUCUGGCUCUCUCUCUCUGUGUCUUUGAUUUCUCUGUAACUUCGGUUCUCUCUUCUCGCUAUCUUGGCCAUGAACCGCAGAAGCAGACCUAGCAUCUCGCAGUCCUUUCACAAGUAUCUCAAACCCGGUGCCCUUGCUCGCAUACGCGAUUCUCGCAUCAGCGCCAGAUCUCACCGCCUCAACACCAUCCUCCGCCACCAGAUCUCCCUUCAUCGUCCUCCCUCGCCUUCGCCGCUUCCUGCCGCCGAUCAGACACAGGCGGCUGUCGCUGACUUCCCUUUUUUCGUUGCCAGGAUCUACGGCCCGCGCUAUCCUCAGCGGAAGAAACUCAUGGCCGCCAAGUCCGUCCUCUUUCUCCCUGUCUCUCCCACUGCAGAUUCGCCCGAUCUCGUAAUUGAUGCCUUAGCCGCCGAUCUUCUCGUCGCGAAUUGAGUUAAAUUUUAUGCGAUUCUCAUAUUGUAGGAUGUAGAGUGGUUUUGAUGUGCAGAUGUAGCACUGUUGUUUAAUUAUGUGCAAAAACAAAAAACCCUUACUCAGAUAGCCUGAAAUUAAUAAAGCGAAAUCAAUUUUCCUA
This is a messenger RNA of Vigna angularis (adzuki bean), 727 nucleotides long. RefSeq lists its product as uncharacterized. Lineage: Eukaryota; Viridiplantae; Streptophyta; Magnoliopsida; Fabales; Fabaceae. The coding region runs from base 223 to 585 and encodes 120 amino acids. The record is from RefSeq and is a predicted model, not a curated record. The transcript has a single exon.